Molecule: messenger RNA, 882 nt
Organism: Mycotypha africana
Lineage: Eukaryota; Fungi; Mucoromycota; Mucoromycetes; Mucorales; Mycotyphaceae
Product: Brix domain-containing protein
Exons: 2
Coding region: 1-882 (293 amino acids)
Biological process (GO): rRNA processing; ribosomal large subunit assembly
Cellular component (GO): preribosome, large subunit precursor
Molecular function (GO): rRNA binding
Source: RefSeq, a predicted model, not a curated record
AUGCGAUCAGGAAUUGUCGGUAACACUGUUACCGCUCUGGUUCGUGAUGUUCGAAGAGUAUUAGAACCAAAUACAGCAAGCCAUUUAAAGGAACGUAGAUCGAACCGUUUGAAGGACUUUGUCAUGGUAGCGGGGCAACUAGGCGUUACGCAUUUUCUGAUAUUCAGUCGUACAGAAAAGAAUGUCAACCUUCGUAUUUGUCGUGUACCUCGUGGACCCACUUUAACAUUCCGUGUACAUGAAUACGCCUUAGCAAAAGACUGUAUAGCAUUACAGCGCAAUCCAAGAACAUCCGAUAUCGAGUUUAGAAAGAGCCCUCUCUUAGUAUUAAACAACUUCCAGCAACCCGGAAAAGAGUUCAAGGUUUUGACUGUCAUGCUACAGAAUAUGUUUCCUGCAGUAGAUGUACAAACAAUGCAAAUUUCUGAAGCAAGACGUGUUUUGUUAUUCAACUACAAUGAAGAUACAGGCAUGAUUGACAUGCGUCAUUACAGCAUUGGAGUAAAAGCAACAGGCAUUUCAAAGUCUAUAAAACGAGUGAUAAAUACCAAUUUACCGAAUUUGGGUGAUUAUGAAGAUAUUUCAGAUUACAUUUUAAAAGAAGCAGUCAUUUCAGAAAGUGAUGUUGAGGAUGGACCGGAAUCCACGGUUACAUUACCACAGGAUUAUCAUGGACGUAAUAAUCGUAAAAAUGAACAGAGAGCGGUGCGUCUUCAUGAACUGGGCCCACGUCUAACACUCGAAUUGACCAAGGUCACAAAUGGACUCUGCAGUGGCGAAGUACUCUAUCACAGAUAUCAUAAACAUCAGCAAAGACAACAUAAGCCUAAGAAACAGAAGGUAGAAGCUAAAGAGGAAUCGGAAAAUGAACAAGAAGAUUAA